AUGUCUGAUUUUGGUAGAAGAACAUGGAAUAGAGAAGAGUAUAUUGGGACGAAUUCCAAGGCAGAUGGUCCACAGUUUACCGAUGCCCAACUAGCGGCGUUAAAAGUCAAGUAUUUGAAUUAUGAUAAACUGAUGCAACAAACAAAUCAGAAUGUAAACCAAAAGAAUCUCGUGGCUAAUGUAACAUCUUUCAAGAAAGGGAAGCAGUUUGGGUUUUAUUGUGAUAUCUGUGAUUUAACAUUCAAGGAUACUUUACAAUACGUUGACCAUUUGAAUCAUAAGGUACACCUGUUGAAAUAUGAGACAUUAUUUGGAGAAUCUUUGAUUUCAGAUACUAGAGAUAAUGAUGACAUACCGAUAGAGGAAUUUUCUAAUUGUUAUACUCAGCAUAUACGUGAUUUUAUUAAAGAACAUAGUGAUCGUCCUCAACAACAAAGGAAUAAUGCUCGACAGAAGAAGAUAAUUGAUAAGAAGCCUGUCGAAGAGGAUGAUAUGAGUAAGAUGAUGGGGUUUGGUUCAUUUGGUACUACUAAAAAAUAA
Messenger RNA from Maudiozyma barnettii, 540 nucleotides. It is a transcript of the gene SNU23, whose product is annotated as U4/U6-U5 snRNP complex subunit SNU23. The transcript has a single exon. Lineage: Eukaryota; Fungi; Ascomycota; Saccharomycetes; Saccharomycetales; Saccharomycetaceae. Gene Ontology annotation, molecular function: zinc ion binding; nucleic acid binding. Gene Ontology annotation, biological process: mRNA splicing, via spliceosome. The record is from RefSeq and is a predicted model, not a curated record. Gene Ontology annotation, cellular component: spliceosomal complex; U4/U6 x U5 tri-snRNP complex. The coding region runs from base 1 to 540 and encodes 179 amino acids.